Messenger RNA from Peronospora matthiolae, 1665 nucleotides. The record is from the annotation of a GenBank genome assembly. NCBI's taxonomy places the organism in Eukaryota, Oomycota, Peronosporomycetes, Peronosporales, Peronosporaceae.
AUGAUAGCUGGAAUUUGGCCUCGAGUGCUACUGCAUUCGUCCUGUAGUCGCUGGUUCUCCACUUAUGACCACGUUCUGGACUCUGUCUACCGCAUGCUACUGGAAGUCAAUGCUACCGAAGCUUUUCACGUAUCGGAAGCGCAGUCGACAGCGGUUGCAAUGGCUACAAAAGGGUACUCGGUCUUUUUGCAUCUCCCGACAGGAGCUGGCAAGAGUUUGGCAUUCCAGGCACCUGCUCUAGUGACUGGUACUGGCCAAACGACUCUUGUCGUCUCGCCACUUCUCGCUCUCAUAAACGACCAAGUGGCAGCAUUGAGACGCAAAGGAGUUCGAGCAUGUCAGGUUUCAGGCUCUGGGAACCAGCGAUUGGCUCCUUUGAGUCAGCUUCUAGCAAGGCAGAGACUCGUGUACACGACGCCCGAGUUUUUACAAAUGAACGAGGAGAUGCGGAGAUGGGUUCGUGCCGCAAACAAGGACCAUCAAUUAGCUCGGAUUGUGCUUGAUGAAGCUCAUUGUGUGCUCGAGUGGGGAAACACAUUUCGGCCGUCGUACUUGCACUUGAGUCACUUUAAGACCAAGUUCUUGAGCGAAGUGCCGGUGACAUUAGCAACGGCAUCCGUUUCGGACGAAGAUAUUGCGAGGCUGGCCGAGUUGUUUCAAUUGCAGCUGCGCCCAGUGCUUCCUACUGUUGAAAGGAAGGGUGUGUCGGACCAAGCAGCACCUCACAAUCAGUUGGUGGUGAUCCAACAAGUCACGGAUCGCAAGAAUUUGCGGUUGGAGGUUAUACGGAAGAAGCCUACUGCUGCCCAGUGGAUAGCCACUCGAGUUGGACAAGAAACGACUAUUGUCUACUGCAUGACACGAAAAGAAGCAGAAGACUUGUGCUUAGCUCUCGUGCGCGUCGGAUGCCAUGCGGGUGUUUAUCAUGGUGCGUUGCCACAAAGGCGUCGAGAGUUUGUACGCAAGCAGUGGAUGAUGGGUCAAUUGACCGUCAUCUGUGCUACGAGCGCGUUCGGGAUGGGGAUCGAUCGCUCGGACGUGCGGUUUGUGAUACACCACUCUAUUCCGUUAUCCCUUAGUGCAUACAUGCAACAAGUUGGUCGAAGUGGUCGGGACGGCAAGCCUGCGGUUUGUGUUCUGCUCUAUUCCGAAGCAGACAAGAGUCGAGCAGAUGCUUUGACAACAGGCAGGCUGGACUUUGACGGCACAGGAUCAGGUGCUAUGUCAAAUGGAAGUUCUCGAAGAGAGGUGGAAGAGGUGGCGGCCUUUUGCGAGAUGACCAACGGGUGUCGCAAAGAGUUGUUAUACUCGCAUUACAAUUUCCACUUCGAUGCUUCCCAAUGUAUUCGUAAUUGCAAUUGUGGCGUGCCGCUUGAAGCUGCCAUCGAAUCUUGGCACCAUGAAGUGAUCGCUACCGAGCACAGAAUCAAAAGCAUCGACGAUGACACGGAUGAGGGUAUUGCCAAAGGUGCUAUUGAGUACCAGUAUCAGAAAAUACUCGCAGAAUCGAAGAGAUUAAACCUUCCAAAGCGAGAGGCCAUGUCACGCCGACUCGUGCGGGAUGUUCUCGAGGCGCAACCUGCGUCAGAAGAAGAAAUGGCAAGUAUGCGAGGCGUUGGGUUAACGAAGGCCUCUCGAUAUUUCCAGCUCUUCCGCACUAGCUAA